GACACUGACUACAAAUCUAUACCAGUGGCACUGAACAGUGAGUCAGGGGAGGUUAGAAGAGAUAGCUGGAAUCUAAUGGCUGCUGACAACAGGAUGAGUAUCUGAAAGUCUGGGAGUCAGUGGGGUCCAUUCAUGACUCCAACUAUCUGAUUUGCCCUCUCACCAAUGUUCCUGAGCGGUGGAGCCUGCUGGUGGCUGUUCACACACAGGGAGUCAAGUGCCCCAAAAGACUUCCUCAAUGAGAAUGAAACGGAUGUCUUCAGUUACUUUUGAUGUGAAUUAAUGUGAAUUAUUGGAGAGAUUAAAAAAAAAGAAGAAGAAGUGACAUUUUGGGUGUGGAGAGCAUAAAAGGAAUGUGAACAACCAGUAGAGGACUGACCAGUCUAUGGUGUUUCAUCAUUGUAAACACACCCUCAAGACUUUUAUGACACACUUGAUGCGGACAGCAGGGAGCUAUAAAAGCAUAUUUAUGCCGUCACAAUCAAAUUUAUUAGGAUGUGAUAACCAUUAACCUACUUGUUGAUAUCAAUAUACGCAGGAAUCCAUUCGGUUAUUGUUAUGGAGAAUAGGUGUUAUAUUUCUAGCCUCCCUUUCUGUUGUACUCGGCAACUUCUGCCUAUAAAUUAAUUAAAAACUCAGUUACUCAUCCACAUUUUAUUGGCUUCAUCUUGCCAACCUUGUACGCAAGAGCUUGAUCUCUACAUUUGCUUAAGGACUACAUAAUCUUGUUUGACCAUGGAUCUUGAAAAAUGCAACAAUGCAUUUUAACUUGUGGUGUUAAAUUUAAAGUAUUGCAUCUACAGUCCUUAUCUCAGAAUAAAGCAUCACCCAGUUAACACCACCUUCACUCAUUUGAUCCAAUUUACACUGUUAUGGACUGUGAGGUUGACAAAAUGAAUAAAGCAGGAGCUUCCGUGAUGUCUUUGAAUGCAGCAGCGGUUUCCAGGGAGUGGCCCCUGCACCUGUCCGACCUGUUUUGGGGGGGGACACAUGACUCCGGAGGAAUUUCCCCCGUUGCUCCCGUCCUUUGUUUAACGGCGUCUUUUUAGUGGGACACAGAGAGGCAGAGGAGAGGGGGAGACAGAGAGAAGAGAGAGGGUGACAUAGAGAUGUCGGAACCAGCCGCUAAUCCCGCUGCCACCUCGUUCCCAGCGCCAACUAUUUCUCUGCCUUUGGGACUGGAAGUAUUGAGGACUUACUCUGGAGCCCUUGUCUGUUUAGAAAUAUUAUUUGGUGGUUUAGUAUGGAUCCUGGUGGCUUCCUCCAAUGUGCCCGUGCCUCUGCUGCAGGGCUGGGUGAUGUUUGUCUCUGUCACCAGCUUCUUCCUUUCCUGCACCUACCUCACGCUCCUCAUCACCGGCCUGGCUGACCGCAUCAACACUGACUGGAAUUUCUUGGAUGUGGUUUACCAUUUCAUAGCUUUGCUUUUCUACUUUGCUGCCUUCGUGUUGGAGGCCGCAACUACAGCAGCAAAUGGAGGAGCCCACAUCAAGCCGCUGCCUAACAGCACUGAAGCUGUUAUGUGCAUAACCUAUCCUCGAGGCAACGUAUUCACAGUCCUGAGUGGCACGCAAUACAGUAUUAAUGUGGCAGCCACGAUAUUUGCAUUUGUGGUGACAAUGUGCUACGGCUGCAGUAUGGUGAUGGGCUUCAAGAGGUGGAGAAUGUAACCAGGAAAACCAACAAAUUUUACAAACGCUUCAUAACUUCAGCAUGUAUUAAAACAUCACAACACCAUGCAAAGCUCCACAGAGAGCACUGCUACUCAGUUCAGUGCAAACUAUAUUAUCUCCUGAUGGGAAACUCCUGUCAGCAAGUGAUCGCAACAUCAAAGCUACACUGGGAAAGUGUAGAUGAAAAAAUUUCUGAGUCAGAUAAAACAUCUGUCAAGAUUUCUGGACAAUAAUAGUCCUACAGGAAUUCAUCUUUUGAGACGCUGAAAGGAGGUUUAGUCUGGGAUGUUGAGGGAAUUUUGAGAAUGGCGUUAUAGAACUGCAGUCGUUGUCCAGUUAGUACCAUAUGAAUUUUAUUCCUGUGCUGCUAACCUGGUGAUUUCACUGUUUUGCAGCUUUCCUUAAUGUUGCCAGGAAAAUCUAUGUGGGAAGUUAGGGAAAGUUGUGCAUUUUGAGGCCAUACAUGUUAUUUUGCAAGAUGUUAAGUGAUGCUUCUGACAGUUAUGGUUUUCUGAUGGGGUGAUUUUAGUUUUUUUCUGGAAAGACCCUAAAAGAUAAAGUGAUCGUUCUCACUGUCCUCUUGUUAUCUUGGUGCUAAGAAGCUGCAAACUCACUCUAGAUUUAACAUGACGGUUCUUACACUUUUAUAUGGCCAUUGUUUAAAAUGUGCGUUGCUCUGAUAUUUGAAUUUCAAAGUUUUGAUUACUUGUUGUUAGCACUUUUUGUUAAAUUUUCUCAGUAUAUCCGGCGUAACUGUUUUUCCGAAUAUUGUAAUGAUUCUGCGACUCUGUAAAUAUUUAUCAUGUAAUAGUAUCUGUUACUGUUUAAACUUUCUGAGUGCUGUCCUGUGUGGCUAACUCCACUGACAUACUGAGAUAACUUGACCGAGGUCUAGGUUAAAUAAAAUUGCCAUUCUUGUUAGAUCUGCCACAAACUAAUCAUUUAAUCUGAGUAUCAAUAAACAUGCUUUUGUCAGCUACUGUAUAUCAAACAGGGAUCAUUGGAUUGUUUAAAUUUCUAUGUAUUAAGUAGUAUGUUUCUAGCAUUUGACCAUUAUUGUCAAAUUAAUUGCCAAUCAAUAACAAUCUUAGUUGCAGCAUGAUUCAUUAGUUGUAUUUAUUGUAUACUUUUGUUUGCAUUAGGCUAUUAAAAUGUCAUUAUUAAUUUAAAAUAGUUUAAAAUGAAGAAUCUUUGAUUUUUACACCUGCUGUUUGUGACUUUUUAAAUGCAUUUUAGAACUGCAAAAAUAAAGGUUUUGAAGGAAAAAAAAGCUCUUGUCUAUGCAUCACAUUGCAGG
Toxotes jaculatrix (banded archerfish) is the source of this 2970-nucleotide messenger RNA. It is a transcript of the gene mal2, whose product is annotated as mal, T cell differentiation protein 2. The transcript has 5 exons. Lineage: Eukaryota; Metazoa; Chordata; Actinopteri; Toxotidae. Gene Ontology annotation, molecular function: structural constituent of myelin sheath. The coding region runs from base 1110 to 1670 and encodes 186 amino acids. Gene Ontology annotation, cellular component: membrane. The record is from RefSeq and is a predicted model, not a curated record. Gene Ontology annotation, biological process: myelination.